CGGCCAGGCCCAGAGAUGGCGCCAACCCCCAGCGUCGAUAAAGUCUCCGGGUUCAGCAGUGAUGAAUGCUGAGCUCCCUCGGAGACGUGGACGCCGCAGAAGACGCUCGGGCCAUGGACGCGGGCGUCCCGGAGCAGGAGGCCGCAGCGGUGGCACCCGAGCCUCCAAGCCCUCCCAGUGCAGACGUGAGUCCCCCGCCCCCCACAUCGCCACCACCCGCCACACCCCCAGGAGGCCCCGACGAGAUGGAGGGGCAGGAGCCAGAGCCUGCGCCGGAGGAGGAGUCGGGCAGCGUCUGGAGUGGGCCAGACGAGCUGGAGCCGGUGCUGCAGGAUGGGCAGAGGUGCGUGCGGGCGCGGCGCAGCCUCCCCAAGGGCCUGACCUGGGGCCCGUUCCGCGGGAGCAUCCGGAGCAGAGCCCCGUCCCCUGGGCAGGCGGAACCGGGCCCGGCCCUGACCCUGCUGCUGGAGGAGGAGCCCUGCUGGCUGAGGACGCUGCCGCAGGCAGAGGCCGAGGCCAACACGGAGAUCUACAGGAAGGAUGAAGCCCUCUGGUGCCGACUCACCAAGCCGGUGCCCACGGGCGGACUGCUAGUGGUGCUCCUCACCGCGGCUGAGCCCCGUGGCACCCCCAGCCACCCCGUGAAGAAGGAGCCGGCUGAGCCCGAGUGCCCGGCCCCCUCCCACACCGACAUCCAGCUCCUGCCCCAGCAGGCCGGCAUGGCGUCCAUCUUGGCCACAGCAGUCAUCAACAAAGACGUCUUUCCCUGCAAAGACUGCGGCAUCUGGUACCGCAGCGAGAGGAACCUGCAGGCGCACCUGAUGUACUACUGCGCCAGCCGCCAGGCCAGUGGCUCCCCGGCCGCCGCCGCCGAGGAGAAGCCCAAGGAGACGUACCCCAACGAGCGCGUCUGCCCGUUCCCCCAGUGCCGCAAGAGCUGCCCCAGCGCCAGCUCCCUGGAGAUUCACAUGCGCAGCCACAGCGGAGAACGGCCCUUCGUGUGUCUCAUCUGCCUGUCAGCCUUCACCACCAAGGCCAACUGUGAGCGGCACCUCAAGGUGCACACAGACACACUGAGCGGUGUCUGCCACAGCUGUGGCUUCAUCUCCACCACAAGGGACAUCCUCUACAGCCACCUCGUGACCAACCACAUGGUCUGCCAGCCAGGCUCCAAGGCUGAGAUCUACUCACCAGCGGCCGCACACCCCACUGCCAAGCUCCCCCCAGACAGUCUGGCCAGCUUCCAGCAGCACACGGCCCUCCACGGCCCCUUGGCUUCCACCGAACUGGGCCUGGCGCCCACCCCAUCGCCAGGACUGGACAGGAAGGCUCUGGCUGAGGCCACCAAUGGAGAGGCCAUAGAGGCCCCCCAGAACGGGGGCAGCAGCGAGCCCCCCGGGGCCCCCCAGGCCAUCAAGACAGAGGCUGUGCCGGAGGAGUCCAAGGCGGAGCCAGGGCCCCCAGCUGCAUCAAGGACCCCCUCACCACCCAGCCCUGCCGCUGCUAGGGUGAAAGCGGAGCUGUCCAGCCCCACACCGGGCUCCAGUCCGGGCCCCGGGGAGCUCGGGCUGGCGGCCGGCGCACUCUUCCUGCCGCAGUUCCCCGCAGCGCCCCCGGCCUCAGAGAUCCUGGCCAAGAUGUCCGAGCUGGUGCACAGCCGGCUGCAGGCAGGCACAGGGGCACAGGCCGGCCUCUUCGCGGGGGCCCCCAAGGGUGCCACGUGCUUUGAGUGCGACAUCACUUUCAAUAACGUCAACAACUUCUAUGUGCACAAGCGCCUCUACUGCUCCGGCCGCCGCCCGCCCGACGACACGCCCCCAGCGCGCAGGGUCAAGGUCCCCCCAGCCCCAGUCCCCGCACCUCCUGGCCCACCGCCCCCCGAGGCCGACUCAGGGCGUGCAUCGCCAGGCUCUGGGGCGCGCGAGGAAGAGGCAGGGGACGCGGCCACACCCGAGACGGAGACCGAGGCCGAGGCGGGCAGCCGGGGCAGCCCCAGCCCGGGCCGCGGGGCAGCUGACCGGCCGGACGCUCCGGCCGCCUGA
Suricata suricatta (meerkat) is the source of this 2042-nucleotide messenger RNA. It is a transcript of the gene ZFPM1, whose product is annotated as zinc finger protein, FOG family member 1. Bases 66 to 2042 code for a protein of 658 amino acids. Gene Ontology annotation, molecular function: RNA polymerase II-specific DNA-binding transcription factor binding. The record is from RefSeq and is a predicted model, not a curated record. NCBI's taxonomy places the organism in Eukaryota, Metazoa, Chordata, Mammalia, Carnivora, Herpestidae. Gene Ontology annotation, cellular component: nucleus. The transcript has 12 exons. Gene Ontology annotation, biological process: megakaryocyte differentiation; heart development; erythrocyte differentiation.